Molecule: messenger RNA, 2059 nt
Organism: Paecilomyces variotii
Lineage: Eukaryota; Fungi; Ascomycota; Eurotiomycetes; Eurotiales; Thermoascaceae
Product: putative aminotransferase
Exons: 3
Coding region: 151-1563 (470 amino acids)
Biological process (GO): biosynthetic process
Molecular function (GO): pyridoxal phosphate binding
Source: RefSeq, a predicted model, not a curated record
GGGGCCAUUAUUUUUAGUUGACACUCCCGAUUUGGACAUAAAUGGGAUUGAGAUGGGACUGAAACGAAGAACGUCGUAUUUGUCGAAUCAUAAAGGGUUUUCAUUACGUUCGCUCGGUCGCAUCUUAGUCGAAGAAUUCACUAUCUCGUCAUGGCAGUCCCUGACAAAAUCGUCUCGGAGCUGGCCUCCUGGAUGAAGGACCAGAAGCUAGUGGCUCCCCAGAUGAAGGACGCCACAGCAUUCUACAGGAAUCUUGAGGAAGCUCUGGAUGUUCGACGAUCCACCCAGUCCAUGAACACCCGAGGACAGAAUACAUGGAAGGAUGGGAGCGCCAUCGACUUCUGCUCCAACGACCUUCUGUCCUUGGGACGCACUGGAGAAUUGAGAACUGAGUUCCUCUCAGAACUUGCCAAAUACCCCGACUUUGCGCUGUACUCAGGUGGAUCGCGUGUGCUGGGUGGCAACUACGACUACAUCGAGAAGGUGGAGCAGGAAAUCGCUGACUUCCUCGGUGCAGAGACCGCUCUCAUGUUCGACUCAGGAUUCAAUGGAAAUGUUGCUAUCUACACUUCUAUUCCUCGUCCUGGAGACGCCAUUGUGUACGAUGAGCUGGUUCACUUGAGCACACACACCGGUAUGGCCGCGUCGUUGGCUGCGACUAAGGUUGCUUUCCGUCACAACGACAUCGAUGCCUUUCGUGAGGCAAUGAUUUCCGUUAUGGAGUCUCAGCCCAUGAUCCAGGAUGGUUCGCGCUCUAUUCUUGUUUCUGUCGAGUCGGUAUACAGCAUGGAUGGCGAUGUUUGCCCUCUCGUGGAGAUGCUCGAGAUUGCCAGGGAGAUUUGCCCUAAGAAAAACUUCGCCUUCAUUACGGACGAGGCUCAUGCAACUGGAAUUAUUGGUCCCAAGGGUGUUGGUCUUGUUAAGCACCUCGGUCUUGAGAAAGAGAUUGCCGUUCGCCUGAACACAUCUGGAAAGGCUCUAGCCUGCACUGGAUCGGUGGUUCUUGGAAGCGCCACUGUCCGAAACGCAAUGCUGAACUUUGCUGGCUCUGUGACAAAUACCACAGCUCCCUCCUUCCCUUCUGUUGCCGUUGUUCGAUCGGCUUAUAACUUGCUGCGGACUGGUGCUACCCAGAAGGCUCAAGACAACAUCCAGCAUCUGGUAAGAUACUUCUUCAAGAGCGUCAGCUCCCACACUCUUUGGGACCAAGCGAACGAUAUGGGUCUUCUUUCCAUUCCCAUCAUCGAGGAAUCAAAGGAUCGCGAUUUCGUGACGCACAUCGUUCCAAUCUGGACCAGACAAAAGUACAACUGGUGGCUGUUCUUCCACCUGCAACUGGCUAAGAUCGCCGUUGUUCCCAUCAAUUAUCCCCAGGUUCCCAAAGGUAAGGCUCGCCUAAGAAUCAUGAUUCACGCUACAAACACUGAAUCAGAGGUCGAUUACCUUGUUUCUAUGAUUUACGGCUUCGUUAAGGAGAUGAUGGAUAUCGAGGAGAGUGGGGAGAAGGGAAAGAUUCCCAAGGCUGCGCAGAAGAUUUACGCGUUGAUGGCCGCAAAUGCGUAAGGCACGGGCUAUGUUGACAACGCCCUAUAUAAGGGGUUUUGAGGGGCAAGAAAGUAUAAUCACCUAUAGAUACUGCUAGAUUUGAAACGCGGUAAAGCGUGUUGGAGCCAAGCCCAGUUAUGAAAAAUGUCGUGUUUGCAGGGUCAGUGAACUAUGACAAAGCGAGAGAAGUGCCCAUGGACUGGGAUUUUAUCUUCAGCUGUGGUACAGGGUGGGGUUAGACCCUCUCGCCCGGACUGAGAGGACCCUGUUGCCUGAGCGGUUGCGGGAACAUAAAUGGGAGUAACUCCUAUAUAGAUUAUCAACCCAUAUUCUCUAGGGGAAUCGUGAAAAUAUGCCAUCGAUAAUUCGGUUUCGUAUAUAUUCAAAUUAUAUAAAGUAUGAGGCUUUCAAUAUAAGAUAGAUAGAGACGUACCUGUGAUAAAGCGAAAGGUAUUAAUAUUUUUUUUUUCAAGCAGAAUAAGCUUAAUCUUAUUCUAAAACUUUACUCAUUCGC